Molecule: messenger RNA, 1041 nt
Organism: Anguilla rostrata (American eel)
Lineage: Eukaryota; Metazoa; Chordata; Actinopteri; Anguilliformes; Anguillidae
Gene: oaz1a
Product: ornithine decarboxylase antizyme 1a
Biological process (GO): positive regulation of protein catabolic process
Cellular component (GO): cytoplasm; nucleus
Molecular function (GO): ornithine decarboxylase inhibitor activity
Source: RefSeq, a predicted model, not a curated record
AUAGCUGGCCUAGAGGUAGUGAAUCCAUUUUGACGAAGAAGCAAGGAGGCGAGAAGGAGCUGCGGGAGCGGACAUAGGCCGGAUGGUUAAAUCCAACCUACAGACGAUCCUGAAUAGCCACUGUUUUGUAAGAGAAAAGGAAAGAAACAUACCCAAAAUGCCAGUUAUCGAUCUGACCAGUAAUAUUCCCGAAAGUAAAAGUCCUUGUCGGUGUUCCCGUUCCUGUAGUAACCUGUGUCCGGGGCCUCUGUGGUGCUCCGAUGCCCCUCUCCCACCCCUGAGGAUCCCAGGUGGGCGAGGGAAUGACCAGAGGGAUCGCAAUCUUUCAGCUAAACUCUUCUACUCGGACGCUCGCUUGCUGGUUCUGGAGGAGCAGCCGCCCCCCGCCCGGGUGCGCUUCCUGCACUUCGAGCCGCGCCGGGCCGAGGGCAAGCCCUGCUCCUGGAGAGGGGCGCUGAAGGGGGGGAACCUGUACAUCGAGAUCCCCCCCGGAGCCCUGCCCGAGGGCAGCAAGGACGGGUGAGUGCUACGCCCCCCCCUCCCUCCAGCCCCCCCUCCUGGGGGGACCCUCUGUAUAUGCAGGUUUCUCAUUCCCACCACAACUGCAAUAGCAGAAUUUUAAACAAGCUGUUCAUUUUUCUUGGACGCGUUUAGUGCUCUGAGGGGUUCUUCACCCUCGGGCCACGUUAUGUCUGAGAUGGCUGUGCAUGCCAUCGUGAAGAGUGAUGUCACAUUGCGUUUGUAAACGGGUGCAAAUAAAGAGGUAAAAUUAUUAUAAAACAAAAAAAGAAAUUUUUUUUAACAACAGAUUCAAAUUAAUGGCUGCGAUGAAUCAGUAGGUUUUUAAUUGGUGAAAUGUGUGGACCACUGAGACAAUGUAAUUAAGCUGCCAGACCUGCAGUGUUACAAGGUCUAAGGAAAAGUUUAUGAAACUCAUGUAUUCAACCACCUUAAUUAAGCAAGAGAAUGUCUGUAGCAAAAGAACAGGCCAUGCACGGGGGUCGGCAGGGCUGAGAUAGAGAAUCACCAUUAUACUGUGUG